Podospora anserina S mat+ is the source of this 1314-nucleotide messenger RNA. RefSeq lists its product as uncharacterized. The transcript has 2 exons. The record is from RefSeq and is a predicted model, not a curated record. Bases 1 to 1314 code for a protein of 437 amino acids. Lineage: Eukaryota; Fungi; Ascomycota; Sordariomycetes; Sordariales; Podosporaceae. Gene Ontology annotation, biological process: acetate metabolic process; phosphorylation. Gene Ontology annotation, molecular function: acetate kinase activity.
AUGAAGAAGAAGAUCGCCUUGUCAGUCAACGCCGGAUCCUCCUCGGUGAAGGUCUCGGUGUAUGAUGUAGAGUUUGGUCAGGCACCAGUCCAGCUCGCAGAAGCUCAGAUCAGUGGUUUGACAUCACCACCCCCCACCCUCAAGUAUGUCCGAGAUGGGAAGACGGUCAUCAAGGCCAAGGAGGUGGACGAUAACAUAGAGGGCCAGCGCGAUGCCUUCUCCCUUCUGUUGGAAACUUUGGUCGAAGAUGAGGACCUCCCGCAGAUCAAGAGCAAGGAAGACAUUGGCAUCGUCUGCCAUCGAAUCGUCCAUGGCGGCGACUACAGCAAGCCGCAACUGAUAUCCAAUGAAACCUACGAACACCUCGAGAACCUGAACGACUUGGCUCCUCUUCACAAUGCAAACAGUCUGGGUAUUGUCCAGCUUUGCAUCCGUGCCUUGCCAACGGCAAACAACGUGGCCUGCUUCGACAGUCAGUUCCAUUCAACCAUCCCAGAGCACAUUCGCACUUACCCCAUCAACCGUGACAUUGCUCGAAGCAAUAAACUGCGGAAAUACGGAUUCCACGGCAUAAGCUACGCCUUCAUCACACGCUCAGCCGCCGAGUUUCUGGGAAAGGAGCCCGACGAGGUAAACAUCAUCGCCCUCCACCUCGGAUCCGGAGCCAGCGCCUGUGCCAUCAAAAACGGCAAAAGCUGGGACACCAGCAUGGGGCUGACCCCCCUCGCCGGCCUCCCAGGCGCCACACGUAGCGGAAGUGUUGAUCCCAGCCUAGUAUUCCACUACGCCUCCGACGUAGGCAAACUCUCCCCCGCCUCAACCUCAGACCUCCACAUCUCCCGCGCCGAAGAAAUCCUCAACAAAGAAUCCGGCUGGAAAGCCCUCACCGGCACAACAGACUUUGGCAAAAUCACCUCCUCGGCCUUUUCCUCCUCCUCCUCCUCCUCCUCCUCCUCCUCCGACGACGACGACGACGACCACGAAGUGAUGAAGCUAGCCUUUGACCUCUUUGUGGACCGCAUUUGCGGCUUCAUCGGCUCGUACUACGUCUCCCUCCGCGGCAAAGUCGACGCUCUAGUCUUUGCCGGCGGCAUAGGCGAGAAGAGCCCCCAGCUUCGAGCCGCGGUCGUGGACCAGAUCAGUUGCUUGGGGUUUCAGAUUGACGACGAGGUCAACAACAAGAACGAAAUCAGGAAUGUGGUGGAGGAAGUGGGUAAAAAGGGGGGGUUGGACGAGCCGAGGGUGUUGGUUGUGCAGACGGAUGAGCAGUUUGAGAUGGCGAGGGCGUGUGCAGAGGAUGCGGAGUUUUGGUAA